This is a messenger RNA of Juglans microcarpa x Juglans regia, 771 nucleotides long. RefSeq lists its product as uncharacterized. The record is from RefSeq and is a predicted model, not a curated record. The transcript has a single exon. The coding region runs from base 1 to 771 and encodes 256 amino acids. NCBI's taxonomy places the organism in Eukaryota, Viridiplantae, Streptophyta, Magnoliopsida, Fagales, Juglandaceae.
AUGUUCACGACAUGGAGUGCUUGGAACUGCAAAAGAAUUAAGGGGCAGACAUUUCCAUGGGCGAAAUGGGUUUGGAAUCCGGCUGUUCCAAGGAAAAUCUCAAUGACUAUGUGGAAAGCAAUGCAUGAAUGUCUCCCUCUGGAUGACCGUGUGAGGAGGAUUGGCAUUCUAGUAGUGUCAAGCUGUGAUUGUUGUCUUGUUUGGGUUGGUGAAGAUGUAGAUCACAUAUUUGCCAAAGGUGGAUAUACGGCAGAAAUGUGGCGGAGGUGCUCCUUAGUCUUGGGUAUACCGAGGUUGGAAGGUAAGCCAUGGAAAGAAAGGGUUGCUUGUUGGCACAGAAAAGCAAGUGAUUCUUUGUUUAGUGGGCAGUUACUUGGAUUACUGCCGUCGAUCUUAAUAUGGCGCUUGUGGGGCCGUUUGUGCAAGGCGAGAAUGGAGGGAGUGGCGGAACCUGCCCAGUCAGUUUGGUGCUCUAUCCGGCUUUGGAUAUCUUGGGCAGCUUUGAAAAUAAAGGAAGUCAAAGGUCUCACUCAAAGGGAUGAAGAUGUGUUACGCUGUUUCAAGUUGCCUUGUCCUUCGACGCAAGAGAAAGUUGCAACUACUGCCAAGCGGAAUCCUCUUAAGGAGGGUUGGGUGAAACUAAAUAUUGAUGGGUGUUCAUUAGGGAAUCCUGGUGAUGCAGGGGCUAGAGGGAUUAUAAGAAAUUCAACUGGUGAGUUUAUAAGCGGGUUUGCCGUCACUGCCAUCACUCGAAUAAUUUUGCAGAAGUAA